UAGGGUGCCUAGUCGCCGCUGUCAACGUUAUCUCGGCCUCGCAGUCUCCCACGACGUCCCAGCGCGGCCUCCUCUAGUCCUCCGCAGUCCGCUCAGUGCACCCACCGCACGCCGCUCCUCCGCAGUCCGCUCAGUGCACCCACGCCGCAGACCUUCUCUACUCCUCCGCACCGCAGUCCGCUCAGUGCACCCACCGCACGCCGCUCCUCCGCAUUCCGCUCAGUGCACCCACGCCGCAGAGCCGGUUGCGUCGCGGCGAUGGCAGCCUUCUCGUCCGCUGCCUCCUCCUCCGUCGUGGAGCUCUGCACGGCGGCGGAACUCGACACCGCCACCUCGGCCAUGUUCUUCCACGACGACAGCGAAGCCGGAGGCGGCAGCUUCUCUUGGCCUGAGGCGGUGGAGAAGACGAUGUCGAAGAUCACACGCCCGGUAACGCUCCGGGCAUUCUGCGACAAGUACAAGAUCCCCGCCAGCUACACCACUUGCAGAGCCGACGGCUGGGCAGCCUGCCGGACGCCGCCGGAGGGCUCCAACGCCAUCUGCGUCUACGCUGAGGCGCUCGAAGCCGGCAUGAGGCUUCCGCUCCACGAGUUCUACGUGGCGGUUCUGCUGCACUACGGCCUCGCGCCGAGCCAGCUCGCGCCCAACGCCUGGCGCUACAUGGCCGGCUUCGUGCUGCUCUGCCACGACGCCGGCGUCCAGCCGCUGCUAUCGGCGUUUCACUACUUCUUCUCCAUUUGCGCCCACAAGGGUGACUCCCUGGGGUGUCACCACUUCAAGACGCCGCACGCUAAGCCCGGCGACCGCCGCCGCCUCUUCACCGGCAGGAUGCCGAGGUCCCACGAUUGGAAGUCCAGGUUCUUCUUCCUCCAGGCACCGUCGACCACGAUAUGGCCAUGCCCUGUGCAGUGGGGAAAGCCGAGUAGGGAGGCUGUCCGCAAGCCCGUGGUAACCAGUACCACGAAGAUGGCCAUAUCAACGCUGCUGGAAAGAGCCGGGAGUUCCGGUAUCGAUAUCCUGCAGUUUCUCUCGAGGCGCAGUCUGCCAAUCGGCCAGCAAGAAACCACCCUCAUCCCGCGGCACGUGGUGGUGAAAGUGGAAGCUACCGCAGCAGCAGGGAGCAAGCGCAAGUCGCCCGAGAUCGUGGGCCCAGAUUUCGCCCUCGCCGUGCGCAGCUCGCAGCAGAGCUACGCCGGGACGUCCACGCUGCCGGGUUUCUCUCCUGUGAGAGUCUCCGGCGGCGAGCACUCCGCCACGCGGGGAUUGGUCGAUGGCGUGGCGGGGAUGUUCCAGUUGGCGCACAAGUCCAUGGAAGAGCUUCAAGAAAAGGAGCAGGAGCUCCAGGCGAGCAAAGGAGAGCUCGCCAAGCUCAAGCAGGAGCUGCACGUUGCGAGAACCCAACACGCGGCCGACAUUGCCCAGCUCAAGGAGGCACUGCAGAAAGCCAAUGAUCAGCACGCAUCCGAGGUACGCCGACUCGUGGAGGAACACCAGAAGGCAACCACCGCACACGCCGCCGACAUCGCCCGACUCAGUGACGAGCUUCUGAAUGAGAGAACCGAGCACGCGGCCGAGGUGCGGGACGUCAAGGCCAAGGGCCAGCGCGAGUUGAUGAGGUCGCAGGAGGAGAGCUGCAGCAUGAUUGCGGAGUUCUACGCCAGGGGCUGUAGAGACAUGAAAGAGCUCGCGGUCACCUUGUACGGGGGCGUCAUCGACCUCUCGGAGCUGACAACCAAUGAGAGUUUUCUGAAGCCAAACAAUGUGGCGCACGUUGAGAGGGAUAGCAAGCAGCAGCAUGUCAGAUUGCAGCUCAAGGAGUACUACGCCAAGGGUGUGAGGGACAUGAGGCAGCUCGCGUUAGAAAUGUACCCGACUUCCAUCGAUCCAUCGGUGCUGAGGGCGGAGCUGCUACUGGAGCCUGAAUACCACGAAUUGGGAUGUUCUCCAGUGAGAGCGGACGAGGAUCAGUGAAGUGAAGUGACUCAUGUGAUGCAGCAGAAAUGCUAUGGAGCUUGGAGCAACGGUGACGACGAGUAUGGGCUGCGUUAGGCGACAUCAUCCCUCGACAUCAUCCCUUGAACGUUAAGAAUUGAAUUCGGCUGAGCUGUUGCUUCCAUGAUAUCUUAUGAUUUACUUUCCUCUCUCUGCUCAGUUGUCUUGGAUUGUCAGCGCAUUAUGCAUGCCAUUCCAGUUGUUCACCACGUAUUAUGUGCCAUGGUCAGUUAAGAAUUAAGUUAGCAGUGCAUGAAUUCUCUAGCACGCUCUCUAGCCGGUCAAAACGUAUACUCUAAUUGAGCGAAAUGGUGGUUCUUCAAGCAAUCUCAAGUGUCAACUAGUGUUAAAGUAGAUGUUGUUGCAUCAUCACAAUUUGUAGAAUCUCUUGCACAAGUCGUGCUAGUUUAUACUGAUGGACGGACCAGCAACUGCUUGAUUAAGUGAACAGCUUUGUGGAAUAUCUUCCAUGUAAAUGUGAUAAUCUAAUGCCUGCUAAAUUACACCAUCUGGAUUCUUCCUUGCAAGAAAGUUCCUUUCAAAAAUCUCACCAUGGUUAUGUAUGUGUCUUUCCAGGUCAAUCAUUUCCCCAAAAAAAAUCACACAUUGCUACAAAAAGUUCAUACUAAAUGUCUUGCUUGUUUAAUUUCUAGUGGUUUAGCACUGUGAGUUAUUCUUUGUAGCUCUAGCUGUGUAACAUAAAUUAUUUUGUUUUGGUUCAUUCAUUUGUCUAGAAUAGCUCCAGCCCAAAUUUGGCAAUACUUUCUUCUGAAUCUGUGCAAGAUAAAGGAAGGUCGCAGUAUCGCACCAACAAAGAUUUGGGGUGGUUCAAUCAAACAUACUAUAUAAAAAUUACUAAGAUCAGAACUUCAAAGAACAAUGACCAUUGGCCAUGUGAUCAUUUCAUCAAGUGCCUUAUGCCGAUUGCCCUUCCUGAUUCAGAGUUAAGCAUAAUUUGUGGGUGUGAUUGGGCUCAGAACCUCCACCUUUGCCGGAAGAGAUAGACCAUGUGAACUGAGAAAAGGCAAUUGAUACUUAUUUUAUACUUCAACUAUGACUUUUGAUGCUAAACAACUUCACUGAAUUACACACUUGUACUUUCAGUGAAAUCUUAGAAAACUGGAAUUUCUUUGCUGUAUCUGAUGAUGUAUGGCAAACUCAUGCACAACAACGAGGUGAAUUUUCCUUACAUUUUGCAGUUUCGCGUUGUAGUAUUUGUUAUGAAGCAUUCAUCAUUUUUAUUUUUUUAUAGUCAGCCUGAAAGGUGACGACCUUCCAAGAAUUGGUUACUUUGAUCACUGUUUCCUUGUAUAAUGUAUAUGCUGUAGUGCUAUACUCAACCCCAGAUGACACACUUUUAUAGUUAUAUCUAUUUUUAUGACAGCACAUGGUUCUUUCUACUGGUUUUAUUGGUUUGAACUUGUAUGCUGUUGACAUCUCCGACAUCUGUGACAUGGUACCGAUCAUUGGUUAAAUCAGUUUCAUGCGUAUCAAUUUAUCAAACUAUAUCGCUGCUUAGAACCUUCAAUCUUCACUGAUUAGCCCAGGAUCGCCUAAGCUGGAUACACUGGGGACGGGUCAGGGGUCAGGACCUGGAAGCUACUGCACCAACAGGAAAGAACCCUGCCGAUCACUGACAGUGGCCACAUCUCUCGAUCAACAACCAGGCAGCAUAUGUGUUUGACUGAGGUUGUAGAUUUCAGGAGCGUGGGAGGUAACCACAACAUUUCCAUCUAAUUUCAGUCUGAAUUCGUUGAUCUGUAAUUUAAUGUGUAGCAAUUGCUUGGACAAGAUGAAACUGUUGAGGGUGGAAUUGCUUCUUUUAUCUUGUGUAGAGUAAGGAUAAACUUGCGUACUUUAGAAUAAAGGAGCUCAAAGAUAUCUUAAAUCAGCUGGGGUUGCCGAAGCAGGGAAGAAGCAGUGUUGAUCCCAUUGUAUCAUUAUCAGCACAAGCACCCCCACAACUGUUUUUGUGUGCGUGCAGGAGGUUGUAGAUUUCAGGAGCGUUGGGAGGCUGAAAGUAAGGCAUUGCACUGCAGGCUGAAAUUUCCGCGGACAGACCUGGCACGUCCAUAGUAACUUACAAAUUCAUGAGGAGCACCACAUCUAUUUUUUAUAUUCUAGUUUGGAUGUCAUAGCAUAAGCGGAGAAGGAAACAUAUUGGUAGGAACCACCUAUCUUUCAUAGAUGAGUUCUUCCAUUUCUUUUUGUAGAGACACAAUAUGGAGAUGUAGCGCUAUCAUGACUCACCUCCUGUUGUUGGACAUGUAUGCCAUAUUCUUAUGGUUAGUAGGACAAUAACAUUUUUCUCAUGCUUUAGACAAUUUCCAAGUUUAAAUGUAGAAAUAUAUCUGUACACCUAUAAGUCUUUAUAAAAGCAGAAUGGCAAUUUUUCAAGUGCCAUCAUUAAUCACAUCAAGAUGUUGGGGAAUGAAUAGCUCCUUAUUCAAUUGGCUCCAGCUUGCAAUUAUUUGAAUGCUCUGAAUUAAUGCAAGCAUUCCAUGUGUUAGUUUUAUGGCAGUUUUGCAUUUGAUGUUGCUUCACUGCAGUUUAAGUUUUCAGUUAAUAGAUUGCUGAUUUCACUUUAGGGCCUGAAUUUAGUCCAGCAAAGUUUAGUCAUAUGUUGUUGUGCAAGGACUUGGAACACAUGAUCUGGUAUGAGUAAUGUUGCUUCGGUUUUUGCAUUUUCGAACUUCUCUCUGUAUUCAUCAAGCUCCUUUCUUUUUGAAACCAAAGCUUGCUUGAUUGACCUACUAAUUCCUUUUGCUUCGUCGGAGCCUUGCUCCUGGACCAUUCCAGCUUGAUAGCUCAAUUUGUUACCCAUGUGGCCAUGUUGGCAGCUAGCUCACUUUUGAGGCUAAGCAUUUUGCGCUCAUUUUCAUCAACUUCAGCCUCCACACUAGUUUUGGACAUAAUUUGUUUAUUGAGCUGUUUCAGCUCCUCUUGUUCCUGCUGCAGCUCUUUCUCCCAAGCCAGGCAAUCCUGCUCUUUCACCAAAGCUGCUCCAAGUCUUCAGCUUCGUGGUGCGAAGCAUGGGCUAACUCAAUGACUCUUUGGAUGCAAUAAGUUCCAAAGUGAGUUCUAAGACAGCAUAUUGUUCAUGCGUUGAUAUCAACUCCUCUUUCAGCAAUUUCAGUUCCUCAACAGCCUUUUUAUGUCUUUCUUUGGCAACUGUAGACUGUGAUUAGGCUAUUACACUAGCUUCAUCAUCAAUCCUCUGCUCCAUCUCUUGUACCCUAAUCAAGGCGAGUUCAGAAUCUUGCUUUGCUUGGUCCACUUCAAGUUGUGCCCUCUCCAGCUUAGGCUUCAGCUCCUCAACGAGUCUAUUAGUUCUGUCUAGCUCCUCGAUCACGUUUUGAUUUGGCCACCUCAGCAAUUUCCCGGUCUUCUUUGCAUUGUGGAAUCUACUGCUGGACCUUUUCAAGUUCAAGUUGCAUGACCCUGCGUCUUUGCAUAAAAAAAUUUACUUGGUGAUGGAAGUCGUUCCUCAAAAAAAAAAAAAACUGUAUCCGUACAUGGAUGGAAAUGAAUAGAACAAGAUCCAUUUGUCUGACUAGGAUCCAUAUUCAGUGUGAAAUAAGAGGCAUCACCUCUAAUGAUUGAGUCCUGUAGGCUUUCCAAUCAACAAUUCCUCCAAAUUUGGUGACAGCUUCUUUAGCAGACUCAACGGUGCAGCAGUGUCAACAAGACUUCUGUAUGAGCCUUCAGAUCCCUUUUCUGAGUUUGCAAUGUGCGGCAGCAUUGUUCUCGUGAAAUUCGUAUUGUCUUCUUUGGAUUUAACUUCAGCUGCUGGCGUUGUAUUUACUCUGGUAAAACCAUUGUCAGAUAUGUUGUUAAAGGAGCAUGGUCCUUCCUUUGACGAAUCAUUAGAUGCCUGAGGUGGUCCUAUGUGGGAUAGCAUUUCCAAUGUAUUUUUACUUAUGGUAAUGUCUACCUUAGGUUUUUGCAGGGUCAUGUAUAACACAAAUAUCAAUAAAUCUGGGCGAGUGACCCUUGAGGAUAUAUC
Molecule: messenger RNA, 5998 nt
Organism: Panicum virgatum (switchgrass)
Lineage: Eukaryota; Viridiplantae; Streptophyta; Magnoliopsida; Poales; Poaceae
Exons: 10
Coding region: 259-1971 (570 amino acids)
Source: RefSeq, a predicted model, not a curated record